GCGGAUGCAGCAGAAUAAGACUGGAGGAAACGAACACCCAUAUUUACCCUUAUUCCAAUGUUUAAGCUAGCCUUUGGCAUAAAGCUAAGAGUGUUUGCGAUGGUGUUUUCCUGGGGAGGCGUCUUGGGAGCCCAGCAUCUGCUGUUCUUGAUUCUUCUCCACACAGCCUGGGAGGUGGGGAGCGGCCAGGUCCAUUACUCGGUGCCGGAAGAAGCGAAACACGGUACGUUUGUGGGGCGAAUCGCGCAGGAUUUGGGUCUGGAGGUCGGGGAGCUGGUGUCGAGGCUGUUCCGUGUGGUGUCCAAGGGCAGCAGGGACUACUUGGAGGUAAAUGUGCAGAAUGGCAUUUUGUUUGUGAAUUCUCGGAUCGACCGCGAGGAGCUGUGCGGUCGCAGCCCUGUUUGUAGCAUCCACCUGGAAGUGAUCGUGGAGAAACCGCUGCAGGUUUUCCAUGUGGAGGUGGAGAUCAAGGAUAUUAAUGAUAACCCACCCUUGUUCCCAGUGAAGGAACAAAAACUAUUUCUUUACGAGUCCAGAUUACCGGACUCUAGAUUUCCUCUAGAGGGAGCUUCUGACCCAGAUAUUGGCUCUAAUGCCUUACUUACUUACAAGCUCAGCAGCAAUGAUUACUUUAUUCUGGAAGUAAAAUCAAAGAAUGACCAAAGUAAAUUAGUUGAGCUAGUGUUGAAAAAAUCCCUGGACAGAGAGGGAGUUGCAGAGCAUCACUUAAUACUGACAGCCACAGAUGGGGGCAAACCUGAACUCACAGGCACAGUACAGCUGCUCAUCACGGUCCUGGAUGUGAACGAUAACGCCCCCACUUUUGAACGAUCCGAAUACGAAGUGAAGAUAUUAGAAAAUGCAGCCCACGGAACCUUAGUGGGUCAGACUGAAUGCCUCCGAUGCGGACGAGGGCAUCAAUCGAGAGAUUUUAUACUCCUUCAAUAGUCUCGCUCCACCUGUGAUUAAAAAUAAGUUUCAUAUAAAUCCAGAUACAGGAGAAAUUUCAGUUCAAGGGCAUCU
Molecule: messenger RNA, 1023 nt
Organism: Phascolarctos cinereus (koala)
Lineage: Eukaryota; Metazoa; Chordata; Mammalia; Diprotodontia; Phascolarctidae
Source: RefSeq, a predicted model, not a curated record